Procambarus clarkii (red swamp crayfish) is the source of this 663-nucleotide messenger RNA. NCBI's taxonomy places the organism in Eukaryota, Metazoa, Arthropoda, Malacostraca, Decapoda, Cambaridae. The record is from RefSeq and is a predicted model, not a curated record.
AUGUCUCGUUUACAUGGUGCUGCAACCAUGUCUCGCUUACAUGGUGCUGCAACCAUGUCUCGUUUACAUGGUGCUGCAACCAUGUCUCGCUUACAUGGUGCUGCAACCAUGUCUCGUUUACAUGGUGCUGCAACCAUGUCUCACUUACAUGGUGCUGCAACCAUGUCUCGUUUACAUGGUGCUGCAACCAUGUCUCACUUACAUGGUGCUGCAACCAUGUCUCACUUACAUGGUGCUGCAACCAUGUCUCGCUUACAUGGUGCUGCAACCAUGUCUCGCUUACAUGGUGCUGCAACCAUGUCUCGCUUACAUGGUGCUGCAACCAUGUCUCACUUACAUGGUGCUGCAACCAUGUCUCGCUUACAUGGUGCUGCAACCAUGUCUCGCUUACAUGGUGCUGCAACCAUGUCUCACUUACAUGGUGCUGCAACCAUGUCUCGCUUACAUGGUGCUGCAACCAUGUCUCACUUACAUGGUGCUGCAACCAUGUCUCGCUUACAUGGUGCUGCAACCAUGUCUCGCUUACAUGGUGCUGCAACCAUGUCUCGCUUACAUGGUGCUGCAACCAUGUCUCGCUUACAUGGUGCUGCAACCAUGUCUUGCCUUCCUGCCGCUGCCAUGCUCUGGUCUGUGUGCCGUGUGCUUCUCUGUCCCGGCUCAUAG